This is a messenger RNA of Musa acuminata subsp. malaccensis (wild Malaysian banana), 2076 nucleotides long. Its product is annotated as probable glycosyltransferase 7. The record is from RefSeq and is a predicted model, not a curated record. Gene Ontology annotation, cellular component: endosome; trans-Golgi network; membrane. Gene Ontology annotation, molecular function: galactosyltransferase activity. NCBI's taxonomy places the organism in Eukaryota, Viridiplantae, Streptophyta, Magnoliopsida, Zingiberales, Musaceae.
UGUCGGUCUGACCGCGACCUGAUGCGCUUCAAAAACCGUGCCCCGAAAAGACGCGGCCUCGAUGAGCGGGCUCCGCCGAUCCCCGCCACCCUGGUCCCGUUACGACGGGCUUAAUUGAGAACGACCGUCCCGCGUGGCAGGAUCACAGCCGCCGAUCACGACCUCGAUCCAUCGCAAUUUGCGCAUGUAAUCACGCGAACGCCACCGUCCCCCUGAAAUGUGCGGCCGGCGCAGUGAAGCCACCAACGCAACCCUUCCUCUUUUGCUUGGAAAGCAAAGCCAUGAACAGCUAAAAGAUUCAUAAAGACCGUCUGUGUUCGUUCCUGAGCAAAUCCAAUGCUUGUUCGGAUGUCUCUCGCACUGCACCGACGAUGCAGAGUCCGCUGUUUAAGGAGUACUUGUCGAAAAGCUCGAGUCUCCUCCGUCAGCAACCACGCCUCUGUUCCUCGUCUUCCUCGCUAAAGUCCAAAACUGGCAACGAAAGCAGCACCAGGUGGCAUAAUCCCUUCGAUAGCAUCCAAAACUCCUGCUCCCUUACUUUUCCUCCCCCCUUCCCGCUCUCUCUCUCGCUCUCUCUCGCCUUUCUGUGAGGUGGUGUUGGCGGUGGUGGUGGUGAUGAUGAGCGGUACGGAGCCUUCCUCUCCCUCUUCUGCUAGGACUUCCAAGGGCCUUAUGACUCGCCGCUCCUCCAAGCCCUCGCUCUUCUCCGACGGCCUCGUCUUCGCGGGUGGAGCCGGCGUCGCCCUCCUCGUCUUCUGGGUCGUCUCGACCUUCUUCUCCGCUGUCACCGUUGUAGACCCUUCCGCUUUCCCCUUCUCCGUCUCCUCUUCUGCGGCCUUCCCUGACCUCCACGAUCGCGACCCUCCCGGCGCCACCUUCUACGACGACCCUUCCGUCUCGUACACCAUCGACCGCCCGCUCACCGGCUGGGACGCGAAGCGCCGAGACUGGCUUCGCCUGCACCCGGCCUUUGGCGGGUACGGUCGCGAGCGAGUGCUCAUGGUGACCGGGUCCCAGCCGGGCCCCUGCCGCAACCCGGUGGGCGACCACCUCCUCCUGCGCUUUUUUAAGAACAAGGUCGAUUACUGCCGCCGCCACGGCAUCGAACUUUUCUACAACACCGCCCUCCUCCACCCGGCCAUGAACACGUUCUGGGCGAAGCUCCCCAUGGUCCGCGCCGCCAUGCUCGCCCACCCGGAGGCGGACUGGGUGUGGUGGGUAGACUCCGACGCCGCCUUCACCGACAUGGACUUCGAGCUUCCCCUGGAUCGCUACCGGGAUCACAACCUGGUGGUUCACGGUUGGCCCCGCCUGGUGUACGAAGCCCGCAGCUGGGUCAGCCUCAACGCCGGCGUCUUCCUCAUCCGCAACUGCCAGUGGUCGCUCGACUUCAUGGCGGUGUGGGCGGCUACGGGCCCCAUGUCCCCGGACUACGACCGGUGGGGCCAACUCCAGAAGGCGGAGUUCAAGGACAAGCUGUUCAACGAGUCGGACGACCAGUCCGCGCUCGUCUAUCUCCUCCUCAAGCACAAGGACCAGUGGGGCGACAAGAUCUUCCUGGAGAGCGACUACUACUUCGAGGGCUACUGGGUGGAGAUCGUGGGGCGGCUGGAGAACAUGACGGCCAAGUACGCGGCGGUGGAGCGGCAAGUGCAGGGGCUGCGCCGGCGGCACGCGGAGGUGGCGAACGGGGCGUACGGCAGGCUGCGGGACCGGCACCUGUCAGGGGAGGAUGGGGCGGUGAGCGGGCCCAACGGCUGGCGCCGGCCCUUCAUGACGCACUUCACGGGGUGUCAGCCCUGCAGCGGCGACCACAACAAGAUGUACAGCGGGGAGAGCUGCUGGGAGGGGAUGCAGCGGGCGCUGCACUUCGCCGACGACCAGGUGCUGCGCGACUACGGAUUCCGCCACGCCGAUCCCCUCAGCGGCGACGUCGAGCCGCUGCCUUUCGAUUACCCGUCCGCGGCGUGAAGGUUCGUCGCGACGGUGAUGUCUGGCGAACGCUUCCACAGUACAACAAAUAUAUUAUUUUCAGAAAAAAGAAGAAUAGUAGAAAUAUAAAAUAUAAAUAAACAG